AUGGCGGAGGUGCUGCGCGGCUUCCUCACGCGUUUCCCUGGCGCAAGGGAUGAGCCAGGAUUAGCAGAGGUUCUUGCCCAACAGGCAUCACUAGACCAGGUGGCGACGGCGUUGGAGGCGUUGCUUGUCCAGCCUGUUUACACGCUGGCCCUGGGGGGAACCUUGCGCAGCUGCGGCUCGCUCCUUCGGCUCCUCAGCUUUCUCGUGGAAAGGAGACUCGCUUCAAGAGUCCCCUUGGUGGAUGGCGGUUUUGCUACCAUGUUGGUGACAGUGCUGGAGCUGGCGCCGCAGUGCGGAAGUGUCGUCCAGCGCUAUUUGGAAAGCGCAACACCCCCGCAGGAGCUGGUGGGCCGCAGCGCUUCCACCGGCCGCACCCCAGCGGACUCGGAUCUGGUCUUCACGGCGCUGCGGGCCCUGCAGCUGCUGCCGGUGCUCCGGCGGCACCCCUCCUGGGCCGCUGGGCCGUUCAUGCGCCUGCUGCAUCACCAGGCGUCCGAGGUCCGCUGGGCUGCGGUGCAGGCUGUGGCGCUGCUGCUUAACAUGAGCGAUGCCAGUCGCACAGCGCUGGCGGGGCAGCUGAUGGCGCCCGGACAUCAAAUCUCGGCGCUGGCGUCCUGGCAGGCGCAGCGCAACGCAGUGGCACUGGAGCAGGCGGCCAUGUGGCUGCACGUGCCUUCGGCAUGUGAACACUGCCGCAGCAGCGAACAAGCCGCCGCGACUGCCGCGAGCGGGCAGGAACUUGCAGCCGCCGGCGGCGGCGCUGAAGCCGCCGUUCGGUGGGCUGGCGGCUCCGCCGCCGCCGCCGCAACCCUCUCCGUGGAUCCUUUUGGUCUGCCCGUUGCGCGCGGUUUCGUGGAAGUGUGCGGGAUCGAACUCGCAUGUCGGGAUACAGAGGAGGCAGUCGCCAAUGCAGGUCCUGGGCCUCCGGCGACCCCGGCAGCGGACGCCGCCGGCAGUGACAGCGGCGGCCACUGUUUCGUCGCCACGGAGACCGUCCGCCGUAACCUGGAGGCGGCCGCCUUGGUGCUGUGCCAGGGGCUGCCGCUGCUGCUGGAGGGGCCGCCGGGCGCCGGCAAGACGCGGAUGGUAGAGGAGCUGGCGGCGCGGACGGGCAAUGGCAGCAGCAUGGUGCGGGUGCAUCUGGACGACCAGAUGGACGCCAAGAGCCUGCUGGGUGCGUACGUCUGUACGGCGGUGCCGGGUGAGUUUGCUUGGCAGCCGGGGCCACUGACGCAGGCGGUUUCGGAGGGCCGUUGGGUGCUUGUGGAGGAUAUUAAUAUGGCGCCUGGCGACGUGCUGGCGGCGCUGGUGCCGCUGCUGGAGUCGCGCGUGCUGCACGUGCCUAGCCGUGGCUUAGUGGUGCCGGCGUCGCCGGGCUUUCAGAUCAUCGCGACGGUGACCAGCGCUCCCGCCGCCAGCGGCGGCGGUGCUGGUGGCGGUCACGGAGCGUACGGCAUGUCAAAUAUGGUCAAGGAGUUGCUGGGCGGUCUAUGGCGCACAGUACGCGUGGACGCUCCUACGGAUGCCGAGCAGAUGGCGAUGCUGGGGACCGCGUACCCGCAGCUACUGCCAGUCCUGCCCGCCGCGGUUGGGACCCUGUGCCUCGUCCAAGCUGCUGGAGGCCACGACGGGAUGGCUGUAGCUGGCCGCGGGGAGGUGUCUCUUACAGAGCCGGUGGCGGCGCCGGCUGGCUUUCGGCUCACAGCGACAGGGCCCCAGAUGUCGGGUGCCGUCAGCGGCGAAGGGGGGCCGAUAGCUGGCCAAGAGAGUUUGCAGCGACGGCGCGGCGCGUGGCACGCCUUGGCGGAGGCGGCCUUGGAGGCGGCGGGGCUGAAGCGCGGUGCGCUUACGUUGCACCUGGGCCGGCAUUUCUCCCUGCGGGACGUGUUUAAGUGGUGCAGACGCAUGAUGCACCUCCACGAGGCCCAGCUGCGCAUUCGCUCCUACAGCCAGCUGCUUAGGGCGCAGCGGAAGGCUGCGGAGGCAGCAGCCACCAGCGGAGCCGACCAGCAGCAGCUGGUUGACUUGUCCUCCAUUGACCCACGGGUCCGUGAGGCGGCCUUUGUGGAGGCGGCGGACUGCUUCGCGGCCCUGGUGGCACGACCGGAAGCGCGAACUAAACUGCUCAAGCAGUGGGAGCAGUUGGCUAAGCCGCAGCUGUCGGUGGUGGAGGCCGGCGGCGAGCGGCAGCUGGUGGUGGGGCGGGUGGCGCUGCCCAUUGCGCCGGGGCAGCAGCAGCAGCGAGACAUUGCAGCGGCGGCUGCAGGUCAGGGCGGAAGCGGCGGCCUCGGCACCUUUGCUCGUACUGGACAUGCGCUGCGGGUAAUGGAGCGCAUUGCUGCGGCGCUCUCUUGCAACGAACCCGUACUGCUGGUGGGCGAGACAGGCACCGGAAAGACCACCAUGCUCUCCCGCAUGGCGACCCUUGUGGGCGCGCAGCUGGUGUCAUUUAACCUGAGUCAGCAGACGGACAGCUCAGAUCUGCUGGGUGGCUUCAAGCCCGUGGAGCCCCGAGACGCGCUGGCGCCGCUGUUGCCCACCUUCACAUCGCUCAUUAGGCGCACAUGGACGAGGGGCAAUAAUGAUGAGUACCUGGCGCGUGUGGCGAAGCUGGCAGAGCGGCGCAAGUGGUCGCAGCUGCUGGCGGCUUUCCGCGGCGCGCUGGCCAAGCUGCACGACGCUGGGUUGGUGGCGGGAGCCGCCAAUGGCGGCACCGGCGCCGACACAACGGCAGCCGAGGCGGCGGCAGACGCUGCAGCGGAAGCAGCCGCUGAGAAGGGCGGCAAGCCGGCCAAGAAGCGGCGGAUGGGUGGAUCCCAGCAGCAACUCAGCGAGACACUACGUCACGAAUGGCGGGUGUUUUCGGCGGACAUGGCCGCAGCGGAGCGCGCCGCCGCUGUGGCGGAAGGCGGCUUUGCCUUUGCUUUUGUAGAAGGCAUCCUGGUCAAGGCACUGCGCAACGGCUGGUGGCUACUGCUGGACGAGAUUAACUUGGCGCCAGCGGAGGUUCUGGAGCGGCUCGCAGGGCUGCUGGAAACCGCCGGCGGCGACUCAUCGGCGGCGCAAGCUGAUGCUGCCGGCGGCGGUGGCAGCGGCGGCAGCAUCACGCUGUUGGAGCGCGGCGACACGGUUGCCGUACCCCGCCACCCGAAUUUCCGUUUGGUCGCCGCCAUGAAUCCCGCUACCGACGCUGGAAAGCAUGAGCUGCCGGCGGCGCUUAGAAACCGAUUCACGGAGAUGUGGGUUCCGGAGCCGGCGGCGCGGGAGGACCUGGCGGUGCUGGUGGCGGCAUACCUGGCUGGCGUGGGGGCGGCGCCUCCUGUGGACGCGGUGGUGGACUUUUACCUGGCGGCCAAGGCCGAGGCGCUGGCCCCCUCCGCGGCGCCCCGCAUGGAAGCCCUCAUAGCCAAACAUCUGUUGCCUGGAGUCAAGAACGCUAAGGCGCUGCUCCGCGCGCCUCCGGAGCCGGCGGGUGGGACCCACGUGUUGUUUGAGGCCUUCUGGCUGGAGCGGGGUCCCCUGGAGCUCCCACGAGGGGGGCGUGAGGAUGACGGCUCGGGACGGCGCUUCGUGAUGACACCCAGCGUACGGCAACACCUAACCAACCUGGCUCGUGCAGCACUGAUCAGGAAACAUCCCAUCCUGCUCCAGGGCCCCACCAGCGCGGGCAAGACAAGCUUGGUGGCGUACCUAGCCGCCCAGACCGGUCACACCUUUGUGCGCAUCAACAACCACGAGCACACGGACCUCCAGGAGUACCUGGGCUCCUACGUCAGCGAUGCGGCGGGGCGGCUGGUGUUUAGGGAGGGGCCGCUGGUGCAGGCGGUGCGGCGGGGCUGGUGGGUGGUGCUGGACGAGCUCAACUUGGCUCCCACGGAGGUUCUGGAGGCGCUCAACAGGCUGCUUGACGACAACCGGGAGCUGCUGGUUCCGGAGCUGGGUGAGGUGGUGCGCCCGCACCCCCACUUCCUGCUCUUCGCUACCCAGAACCCACCUGGCGGCGCCUACGCCGGUCGCAAGGUCCUCAGCCGGGCCUUCCGCAGCCGCUUUCUGGAGCUGCACAUUGACGAUAUCCCCGACUCCGAGCUUGCGGAGAUCCUGGAGAAGUGCUGCGCCAUCGCGCCCUCGUAUGCGGCCAAGCUCGUGGCGGUCCAGCGGGAGCUGCAGCGCCGCCGCAACGCAGCCAGUGUGUUUGCGGGCAAACAUGGCUUCAUAACGCCGCGUGAUCUAUUUCGUUGGGCGGAGCGCGGCGCGGUGGGGUACGAAGCGCUUGCGGCGGACGGGGCGCUGCUGCUGGGCGAGAGGCUGCGCACGCCAGCCGAGCGGGCGGAGGUGGUGGGCGUGCUGGAAAAGGUUAUGAACGUGAAGGUAGACCUGGAGGCCCUGUUCUCUGCGGAGGGAGAUGCGCCCAUUCGGGCCCUGCAGGUGGCCCUGCAGGAACAGCUGAAGCCUGGGGGGUCUGAGCUGGCUGAGGGCGCGACCGGCCCCGCAGCGGACGCGGGGGAGGCCCUGCAGGCGGCUUUGCGUGGCGUGGUGUGGACUCGAAGCAUGCGGCGGAUGUACACCCUGGUGGAGAGGUGCUUGCGCCACAGCGAGCCGGCGUUGCUGGUGGGCGAGACCGGUACCGGCAAGACCACCGUGUGCCAGCUGCUGGCGCUCAUGCGCCGCCAGCACCUCCACAUCCUCAACUGUAACCAGCACACCGAGACGUCGGACUUUCUGGGCGGCUUCAGACCUACUCGCGGCAGGGAGAGAGCCGUCGGGCAGCUCCGUGCCGCAGCUGCGCGCGUGGCGGCGAGUCCACUGCUGGGGGAGCUUGUGCCGCAGGCCAUCGCACCGUUGGCAGCGGCAGUGGCGGCGGCGGCGGCGGCGGCCGCCAAGGCAGUGGCGGAGCUGGACGUGCGCGGGAGAAAGGACGCCAGGAAGGCGCUACGAUCGGUGUUAAAGAAGAAGGCGGCGGCGGGCGGUGGCGAUGGCGGUGGCGGCGCCGCGGAUUUGGGCGAGCAGCUGAAGGUACUGCAGGCGGAUGCCGCCACAGCGGCAGCGACUGCCGCGGAAGCACGCGCACCGUUUUCCUGGGUGGACGGGCCGCUGGUAACGGCGAUGCGCCGGGGCGACAUGAUCCUUGUGGACGAGAUUAACUUGGCGGAGGAUGCCGUACUGGAGCGCCUGAACAGGCAAGCGCGCUUCUCCUGUUAUGAACCGCCGGGGUGUCGUCGUGGUUUAUACAAAACUCGUGGUGUUUUGGAGCGCAGCCGUACUCUGACACUGGCGGAGCGCGGCGGCGAGGGCGCCGAGGUGGUGGUGGCUGCGCCGGGCUUCCGGUUGCUGGCCACCAUGAACCCCGGCGGCGACUUUGGCAAGAAGGAGCUGUCGCCGGCGCUGGCCAACCGCUUCACGACCAUCUGGGUUCCUGCGAUGGAUGAUCCGGAGGAGAUGCGGGCCAUCUUGGAGUCCCGACUGGCCGACUCGUUCAACCGCGCUGCAGUCGCCGAGCGGCUGCUGCGCUUCUGGCAGGAGUACCUGCGUCUGCAGCCCAGUGGCGCCCGCCAGCCGCUGAGUGUGCGCGACCUGCUGGCAUGGGUGGGCUUCGUGAACGCCACGGCACCGCAGCUGGGGGCGCUACCCGCGUACGCGCAUGGCGCCCAUCUCACCCUGCUAGACGGCAUCGGCCUGGGCGUGGGCCUGCCCGCAGCGGCCGCCGCCAGCCUGCGCGCCAGCCUGUGCGCCUUCCUCGCCACCCAGCUGCCGCCGGAGCUGGGCCCUCACGCCGCCCUGGCGGAAGGCCACCUGCACGCGGCCGAAUCAAUGGCUGCGAAAGGCCUGGUGCCCGCCUCACCGCCCGACGGCCAGUGGGGCAUCCCGCCGUUCUUCGUACAGCUGGCGGCAUGCAACCGCGAACCCCCCGCUGUCGGCGGCUUUGCGCUGCGGGCACCAACCACGGCACGCAACGCCUUUCGCCUGCUGCGAGCCAUGCAGCUGCGCAAGGCGGUCCUGCUGGAAGGCAGUCCUGGGGUUGGAAAGACCAGCUUAGUGGCGGCGAUGGCCAAGGCGACCGACAUGAUGGACUUGCUGGGUGCUGAUUUGCCGGCGCCAGGCGGUGCUCCAGGACAGUUUGCUUGGUGCGACGGGCCGCUGCUGGGCGCGCUGCGCGCCGGUCACUGGGUUCUACUGGACGAGCUUAACUUGGCGGGACAGUCGGUGCUGGAGGGGCUCAAUGCGUUGUUGGACCACCGCUCGGAGAACCCGCUGGGCGAGGGCGGCGGCCGUAAGGGCCUGCCGCGCUCCUUCCUCAACCGCUUCACUCGCGUGAGUGUGGAGCUGCUGCGGCGGGACGAUCUGCUGUUCAUUGCAGGCGCGCUGCACCCACGCGUGCCGUCGCCGUUGCUGCACCGCAUGGUGGAUCUGCUGGACGCCAUGCAGGCGGCCGCUUCCGGCGGCGGCCCUGGUGCCGCUGCGGCGGCGGCUGGGACAGAGCAGCAGAUCGUGGACGCAUCCAGGGGACCCGAUGAUAUGGAUACGCAUGCGGACGUGGCGGCGCCGACGGCGGCGGAUGGAGGGCCAGCAGCAGCGGCGCUAGAUGCCGCCGCGGCCCACUUUGCUCAGAUGCUGUUUACCCACCGACUGCGCACGAGCGAUGACCGCGCCAAGCUGCUGCGGCUCUUCACGGCUGUGUGGGGCGCGUCGCCGUCGGACUGGCAGAAACAACCCCAGGGUGCCGCGGCGGCGGCGGCGGCUGCCGCCGAUGCAGCGGCAUCAGCCGCCGGCGCCACCGCGUCCGAACUUCAGCUGCUGCCCUGGUCGCUGCCGCUGCUGGAAAGCCUGCUACAGGCGAUGUCGCGCGGCUGGAUGGCACUGCUGGUGGGAGGUCCUGGGGCGGGUAAAACGGCACUGGCUCGCACGGCCGCUGCCCUCUGCGGCAUGAGGCUUCUGGAGAUUUCUUUGACAAGCGGCACGGACACGAGCGACCUGCUGGGCAGCUUUGAGCAGUUGGAGCCAGAGCGCAGGGUGCAGGAGGCUUCGGAGCAAGUACAGCAGCUGGUGCAAUGUGUGUCGCAGCAGCUGCUGACACGCGGCGAAGGAACUAACAGCAGCCGAAACGCAAACCACUCGCCACUCGAGGGUGUGCACGCCGGCCGUCUGGCGGCGGCGCAGGAGCUGCAGACCGCCUGGUACAGCCACGCUACCGCUAUGGCUGCAUUGGAGCGCCAGGCGGACGCGCCGUCGCCCAUUGCUGCUGCAGCAGCCAAGGUGGAAGGGCUGCGUGGCGUCAUGCAGGUGUGCCGCUCCGCCAUGGCUAUGCUGGAGGUUGCCGCGGCCGCCGCCGCCACUAUUGCUACUGCCGCAGCCGCCGAGGCCGCGUUGGAAGGCCUUGCGGCGCUGCUGGCUGACGAGGCCGCUGCGGCGGUCGGCGGGCGGUUCGAAUGGGUCGACGGCGCACUGACACGUGCCAUCGAGCGCGGCGGCUGGGUGCUGCUGGAAGGGGCUAAUCUGUGCAACCCCACCGUUUUGGACCGUCUCAACCCGCUUCUGGAGCCCAACGGCGUUUUGUAUCUUAACGAGUGCGGGCACACCGCGUCUGGCCCACGGGUCAUUCACCCGCAUCCGGAGUUCCGACUCAUCCUGGCUCUAGACCCGCGGCACGGCGAGGUGUCUCGCGCGAUGCGGAACCGCGGCAUCGAGACCUUCCUGCUGCCGCCUGCGGCAGUAGCGCCUGGCGCCGCCGCUACUGCCGCUCUGGUGGAUGCCGGGGCAGUGGUGGACGCGGACGUGGAGGCAGUGCUGCUGUCGCAAGGCAUCGUUGGGAAACGGCUGCUGCGUGCGAUGGCGCGAGGACAUGUGGCCAUGUGCCGCAUGUGUGCGCGGGCUCACAAACGGCCGCCGGGAUUGCGGGAGGCCGCCACAGCGGCGGGCUUGGCGGCAACACUGCGGGAGCGCGGAUGGGCCCUGGCGGCAGCGGUGCGAACCGGCUGGACGCACGUGUACCUGCGGGGCCAGGGCUUUACGGCGGUGGAGGCGGCGGAGGCGCAGGGCAUCCUUGAUGAUGUAGUGCGACAGGGCGUCAACGCACCAGUGCUGCUGACGGUAAAAGCCGCCCUAAGCGAGAUGGAUUGGGAGGGCGCGACAGCGGCUGCUCCUGACGCUGAAGACAACCAUGCCGACGGCUCUGGCGCUGACGAUACCGUGUUGCUGACGCUUGUGGGACCGGGUGGCUUGCUGUACGGCGAGAAGGCAUUACAGGCGCUGUGCGAGCAGCCGCUGGUGCCGCAGCGGUUGGAGGCGAGCAUGCUGGCGGCACCGGCGGGCUGGCCUGUGGCGGCGACGGUACAGCAGCUGGCGGCCACGUCAGCCGUCGCCGCCGCGGAGCGUGACGUGUCCUUCCUGCGGUACAUCUUGGGCGCGUGCGCCGCCGCGGCGGCAUGCGGGUUUGGCGGCAACUCGGCAGUCGCCGGGGCGCGCCGGAAGGUUUGGGCGUCGCGGCUCCAGGCCGCGUUGCGUGACGCCAGCGGACCUGCGCGCGACGCUGCCGUACGUCUGCUUCAGUACAUGCCCGCGGAGGUGGUGGGCCCCGUGCUUCACGGCGGCAGUGAGGUUGCAGCGGCUGCAUCCGACGGCGAUGCAUUAACGCUGGCGGCGGCGCCAGCGGCACCAGUCAAUGCCGUCAACGUGCACCUGCAGCAGCUGGCGUGGGCCGCAGCGCAAUGCCUGGUCCAGCGAGCCAGCAUGCUAGAUGGGCAUUACCGCACGUUGUUGUGCGACGUGGCGGCGAGCGAGCAGUCGACCCUGGCGGCGGCGCUUGCAAAACAGACGGCGGCGGCAGGAAGCGCGGCGGCGGGUAUGCCGACAGAGCUGCAGCAGCUGCAGCCACUGGACCUACGCUACGGCCAACUGCUACAGCCCUUCUUGCCUGGUGUACCCGCGGCGGCGACGGAGGCGCUGCACCGCGGCGCGGCGCGGUUGCAAUGUGCGCAGGCGGCACUGGGCGCGAGGCUGCUAUUGCGCCGCGUUGUGUUGGGCACGGAUGCGGCGGUGGCCGCCGGCACGGCGUCGCCGCUGCAAUUGUCGUACUGGCGAUUUCUGCGACCGGAGGAAAGGGCCGCGAAGGACGCCGACCACCCCGCCGUGGACUGCCUCUACCCGCUGAUGUCCACCUUCUGCGACCUAGAGGAUCAGCUGCUACUGCCGCCGCUGCCGCAACAGCAGCAGCAGCAGGCUGUUGGGGUGUCGUACGACGGCACCUGGGACGGGGCUCUGAGAGAGCGCGUCGCAGCUGUGCAGAUGUGGCGCGGCGCAUUGUGGCGCAUCGCCCAUGGUGUACUGCACCUCCCACUGUCACUGCUGCCGCCGCCGCAGCAGCAGCAACCGCACACAGGGCUCACUUCCGAGAGUUCUGCAGCCGCGGCGGCGGCAGUUGUUGUGCCACUGUUGAGCUUAGACGUGCCGCAGCUUACGUGGACAUGGAUGCGGGCUGAUAAGGCCCUUGUGGCGCUCCUAGCGCACCCCGACGUGGUGCUGGCGGCUGGCGGCAGCGGCGGCGGCGACGUCGCGGCGCGGCUGGAGUAUGUCCGGUCGCAGAUGCGAGAGGCAUUGGGCCUCGCCAGUCGGCCGAGCAAACCGCUGGCGUGGCGAUUUUGUGGAAAGCCCGUGCUACCCAGUACCCUGCCACUCCUUGAGGCGCUGGUGCAAGGCCGCGCGCUGUCAGCAGCGGCGGCGGCGGUGGAGUUGGAUCCGCAGGGCAGGCCGGUAGGCUUGCACGGUGUGGGUGUGGAUCUGGACGACGUUGUUGUAGCUGCGGCGGCGGCGGCGGCGGCAGCCGCGACCAGCGGCGGCGAUGGCGGCAGCGGCGCAGCAGCGCGCACAGUUGAGGAGCUCCUCGCCGACGACACACUGGAUGUACGGCAGCAGGUGGCGGAGGCGGUGGCAUUGACGCUGUGCGUCGACCCAACGCUGCGACUGGCGCUGCGGCGGGGUGUGGCGAUGUUGGGGGCCAUGCCGUUGCUGGAAGCGCUGCGGCCUGGCAGCAAGCCGUCAGCAGCAACAGCAGCAGCAGUAGAGGCAGGGGACCCCAGGUCUCUGGCGAUGCAAGGUGCCGGGGUGGUGUCGGCAUUGCGGGUCUCGCUGCACGCCUGUGUACAGGAAGCAGUCGCACGGGUUCUGGCCUGCCCGUCUGAGGACGAAUGGAUGAUGCGGCAUUGUGCUCUGGAGGCGCGCUCGCAGCCCACCGCGACCGCGACUGUGGAUGCUAAGGCGGCGGCGGCGGCGCUGCCGCUGCAGCUGCUGCUGCCCAGCUCGUGGAUGGCAUCGCGGACUUGUCGUCAGCUGCAGCUGCCGCUGCUGGCGUUGCAGGACUGUUGCAGCCUCCGGCGGCAGGUGGGGUUGCUGGCGGCGGCGGCGGCGGCGCACAUCGCCACGGUGUGGCUCACCGACGUGCCGCUAGCAGCUGCGGGGCCGGCCGCGGCCGCGACGCAUGCAGCCCUUGCUCUGUCGCGUCAGGCACGUGCCAUCGUUGAUGCCACGAUCGGCAGCUCGAGCCGAUCUGCGAUUGACCUUGCACCUUGCCAGCAGCUCCAGUGGGUUCUGGAUGAGCUUGAGCGGCACCAGAUCCAACGGCAGCAGCGGGAAACUCAGGCACUAGCGUUACGCGGUCGCGACGGUUCGACGCGUGUUCUGAGCGGGAAGAGCGGUGCGGCCCGCAGCGGUGCUGUCGUUCCCCCCGUUGACGGCGGCCUCGACAUCCAGCAGCUCUUCCAGGUUGUUCUUCCGGCGCUGACGCACGACAUGUGGCUGACAUGGCACGCAGCAAACUGGCGCAACUGCUUCAGCAACGGCCUGGGUGUGACUGGGGCUUGCAGCAACGGCUUAAUGCAGGGGUUAUUGCUGACGGCGCCGCUGCCUAGCGGCCCAGCGGCAGCGCUGGAUGCGCCGCUGCUCAGCGCCUGUGCCCUGCGUGUGUUGGGCAGCUCUGAGUCGCAGGUUCGGAGCAAGGCUAUGCGGUUGCGGCAGCUGCGAGCCGCGGUGGCGGCGCUGCUGUCUCAGAGCGCCGGCGGCGACGAUGUCGCUGCCGCUGCUUCGCCACCUGGCCCACUUGGGCCGGCGGCAGGUGCGGUUCUACCGCCCGAGUGGCCGGGCCUAGCGUACCUCCUCUGCCAGCUGCUGCUUGCACAUGUCAGCUCCCUGCCAAAUGAGGGCAUGCGGGCGGUGCUGUGCGGGCUGUGCGGCCAGCUCGUGGCCGCCGCCACCGCCGCCACGGCGCCGCCGCAAGUGGCGCCGCAAUCACUUAACGCCGCGGCGUUGUCCGAACAGCUGGCUUCUGUGCUGGUGCACUCGAAUCAUGCCGUCCUGCGUCAGCUGCUACAGCCUGUGGUCCUUCCAGCCGUCACUACGGUGGCGGAAGGGCUACAGCUGUGCAUGACGGCAGCCUGUGCCGGCAGCGUUCGGCGGACGGCGCGGGACGCCGAGCUGGCGCGGCGCGGGCGCGCGUGGGUGUUGGUGGGUCUGCUGCGGCUGCAUCUGGUGGUCCCGCCGCCUGGCAUCGACCCCGCGGGCAAGUACGCACUUAAGCGGCGUCACCUGGAAGGCAUUGUCGUACACGAGCUGCAACCUGAGAUCUUGCGAGGCGGCGCACCUGGGCGAGCUGAUGCAACGCCGGGCUCAGACCGUUGCGCAGGCCGAGGCGGCGGCGGCGCGCUGCGUGCCUCGCCCGCAGCCGAGCCAGUACGCGGCGCUGCAGCGGGAGGCGGCGAGCUUCGCAACCUCGCUGGCGGCGCCGCCAAGGCUUCAGCGGUGUCCGGGGAGUUGGCGCAACACGUACAACCGGGGGCAGCGGCGGCGACGUCCUUACAGGAGGCGGAGCUAUGGCUGGCAAAUGCGAGGGCGUGGUGCGAGCGCUUCGGUCAGCGGUAUGCUUGGUACCCCGACAUCACGCAGCCCGUCCAGCUAGCCGUCCACGAGAUGGCGCGCGGCUUUGCGCUGCUCUCCGCCGCCUCUCCAGCCCCGCCUGCUACCGCCGCCACAGCUGCUGCGGCGGCGGCGGGCUCUACGGCACUCGUACCGCAGCAGCAGCUGGGUCCCAUCGCUGCCAUCGCUGCGGGACUGUUGCGCUUCCCCACUGUUGCUGCUACGACCACCACCGCGGCCUCAUCGCAGGCAGGGGCGUUGGUGCUGCAUCCGCGUUUCCUGGCGGAGCCGCAGGCGCUGCAGUUGGUGCAGCAGGUGGCGCGUGCAGCGGCGCUGCAGCACCAACAUCAGCAACAAAACCAGGAUGCCGCCAAGGCGGUGCAGGCCGCCGAUUUGGCUGGCUACGAGAUGCAGCUCCGGGCCACGCGCGUGGCCUUGCACGUGCUGGCACGGGAGGCUAUGGCGCGCGGUGGCCGCGCUGUUACCGCUGCUGACGCCGACACCGAGGAGGGUGCGGAUGAGGCCUCUGUGCUGCCGUCCCUGGAGCGUCUGUUUUCGGCGCUGGUGCAGCAGUGGGCUGCACUGAAGGCAUUUGAGGAGGCUGCGGCGGAAGAGGAGGCCCAGCAGUUCAAGACUAAGACAUCGACCGCUACGUUUAUGGAUGAGGACGGGGAGUCGGAGGCGACGUACCGGCUGGCCUUCCCGGACCACUACGCGCCCUUCCGCGACGUGGUGCCGCUUGACCCUGAAGAGGAGCGACAGCAGGAGGAGGACGCGCGGCGGCGUGGCGACGACAGCGCGGCGGCGGCGGCGGCGGCUCAGGACGCCGCCGCGACUGCAGCGCAGGCGCGCAGCAGCGCGGCGCGUCAGCUGCUUGAUGGUGAUCUGCUCACCGACGUCGUACGGCUGCACGCUGCCGUAUUUGGCACCUUGGCGGCGGAGGAACAUCUGGAGGUCCGCCAGGUGGCGGCCGCGAUGGUCGGGGACAGAGCCGGCAUGGACGCCACGGGUCCGGGUCCGGUAAUGCCACCGGGGCAGAUGGUACCGCUGGCCGCUGCCUCCGCCGCCACGGAGGACGUGUUUCGCCGUAGCUACGAGCUGGGUUCGGAGCUGCUGGCGGCUGUACGGUAUCACGUGGACGUUGCCGUGGAUGACGUCACCGGGUCGGGUCACGUGUUCCGGCUGUGUUUGGAGCACAACGCCCUCAACCGGGCUGCCGCCGCGACGGCCGCCGAUAUGACCGCGGCGGCUGGCGGUGACGCGGCGCGGCGGCCGGCCAGCCGGCGCGGCGCCACUUCAAGCGGCACGUCGUCGGGUCCUUUGCGCCGCCGCGGCGGCGUCAUCUUCGGCGAGGAUGACGGAGGCGUGGACAUCCAAAAGCCCUGCGUGGAGGAGAUCAGCUUGCUCCAGGAGCCUGUUUCUGCUUUGGAGAGUCGCCUGCGGGGGCUGCUUGAGGAGUACCCCGACCACCCGCUGCUGGUGCAGCUGCGCGCCAUUGCACUGCGGGUGCUGUCCAUGCAGCUCCAGUCCCCGCUCAAGGCCGCCCUCACCGGGCUGGAGCUGCUGCUGUCGAGAGCCCAGCUGUGGGAGGAGACCGCGGCCUCGUUCGUGUCGCUGAAGCCGCAGCUUGCCCCUCUGGCGGCGCUCGCUACUCGCUGGCGCCGCCUGGAGCUAAACAGCUGGAAGGGCCUCCUGCGCCGCGUCGCAGCGCGCCACACCGCCGGCGCGCACCGCUCCUGCUCAUCAGCGGCAGAAGCAGCGGCGGCGGCACUCGCCGCCAGCGGCGUGCCAAUCCUCAUCGGCAUGCCAUCCGUACCGGCGAUUCUGGAAGGCGCGGCGACAGAUGCCGCCGCCGCGGCGCCCGCCACCGGCGGGCCCACGCCUCUGUCGGCGGAGCUGGAGACGGUGUACCGCCGCAUGGCGUCCACCCUGGAGAGCUUCGUGCAGACGAGCACCCUGGGCGAGUUCCGCGAACGCCUGGCGAUGCUGCACUCGUUCGCGUGUUACGUGGCUGUGCAUCAGCGUCAGCGCAGCGGCGCAGGACCGCUGGCGGCUGCGCUGGUGGCCGCACUGCACAACUUGGUGCGCUACUACGGCCAGUUUGAGGGCGCGGUGGAGGCGGCGUUGGCGGAGGGCAUGGCGCCGCUAGAGAAGGACCUGCAGGAUUUCGUGCAGCUGGCGCGCUGGGACGACCGAGGGUAUUACGCCAUGCGGGCGUCCACGGAGAAGGCUCAGCGCUACCUGCAUCGCCUUAGCCGCCGGGCGGAGGAGGUGCUGCGCCAGCCCGCCGCCACCGCCCUUGCGGCCGCCGCCAAGGGCAUGGGUGUUGGGGAGCUGGCCGCCGCAGCGGCGGCGGCGGCGCGCGAGUGUGGCGGCGGCGCGGAUGCCGCUGCGGUGGCGGAAGCCGGUAAAGUGGACGGUACGGCGCAGCAGCGGACAGUGGCCGCCAAGCCGAAGCCGAGGAAGCUCACGGCAGCGCAGGCAGAGGCGGAGGCGGAAGCCAUGGACUUGGCAGGCACGGCGGCGACGGAGGGUGCUGACGGCGUAGGCAACAUCAGUACUGCGGCGGCGCAGUGGGCCCGCAUCAGUGCCGACCUGCAGGCUGCACUGCCUCAGGACGCCGAUUCGCAGCAGGUGCUGGCCGCUGCCGCUGCCAUACUCUCCGCUCCAGGUGAUAGCAACGGCGCAUCGACAGCGUACCUGCCUCGCCUCCCACAGCUCGUGGCCCGGCUUGCACGUGUCGUGGCCGACUCGCUGCAUCCGCGCAGCGAAGCCGCCGCCACCGCCGCCGCCGCCGACGGUACCGAUGACGCCGCCGACGGCGCUCCGGAAUUCAUGACUCCGGACGAGCUGGUGGUGACGUGCAUUGUGCGCUCCAACGAGCUGCGUGCUGACGUCAGCAAGGGCGCCCGCAUGCGCAAGCGCCAGGCGCUGGCGGAGCUGUUCGAGGCGUUGGAGCAGCAGGGUCUCUCCCGCCGCCAGACCGCCGUACCGCCGUACGACCGCGACGUCGCGGCGUGGUUCAAGCACCCGGAGCCUGUGGUGGAGCCGCUAUGGCAGGCACAAGGUGCGCCGGCGGCGGCCGCGGCGGCAGCAGCGGCGUCAUGGACGCGGGCCGAUGACUAUUACUACCGCUCUAUGGCCCGUCUGCAGAAACUGUGGCGGGGUGCCCACCAGCCGCACAGGGACCUUUCCCUACAGGAGGUGGCGACUGCGCGGCGGAUGAGUGAGCACGCGCUUUACGUUGUCCGCCGUCAACGCGACGCGCUAGGCGAGGCAGCGGCGGCAGUUGCCGCGCUGACCAAGCUGUCCGACUGGAUGCGCGAGGCGGGGACGCCUCCGUCACGUCCCGCCUCCUCUCCCUCGUCCGCGAUUGCGUCAAUCGGCGACGGAACAGCUUCCGUUGCCAUGCAUGGCUGCAGCCAGGCCGAGCGACUCGCUGCCGUAUACAAGCAGAAGGACCGGCUGGACAAUCUGGCGCUGCUGGGCUCCGAGACUUGCCAGCUGCUUGACGCCUGCUUAGCCACGCGUGCGUUGCCCGCCGCGCAGGCGCAGCUGGCGGCGGCGAUGGCGGCGGCCCGCGCCGCGACGGCGACGGUAGCGGCUUGCAAACGCCGCCUGGAUGCCGCGCUGCUCAGCUGCACAAUCCGUAUAAACGCCCCCGCUUCCGUAUCCGCCAGUGGCGGCGCUGCCGGUGGCAGCUGCCAGAUGUGGAUGACCCACGGGUCGGUCGAGGCAAUGAUGCAGAACUGCCAGGCGUUGGUCAAGGCGGAGGCUGAGCUGGCGGAGGCGGUCCAGGCGGCAGCGGCAGCAGCAGAGGCCGGCCCCGGCCUCGACGAGGUACCGGCGCUGCGUGAGCUGUACCGCACCGUUGCGUCCGCGGCCGCCGAGGCAGCCCAAUGGCUGACGGCCGCCGCGCCCGACCGAAACGGUGCUGGCGCUGAUGAGGCGGCCGUAGGUCCGACUCACGGGGGCAGCGGCGGCGGACUGUCUGAGGAGUUCGUGGCGGCUAUGGAGGGCUUAGCGGGGUUGCUGCUACGUAGUGUGGCGCCGAUGUUGCGCAUGGCGGCGGAGGCGCUGCGGCUGCGCGCUCUGCAGCUGCUGGCGCUGCAUCGCUCGACGGCCAAGCUGUCGUACGUAUGUACGGCUGUGCUGGCGACGCUGGUGGAGGAGGGGUACUGCGUGCCGGAGGAGGGCAAGGAGGUGGAGGGCGGCGACGGUCCCGGGGAGUUCAAGGAGGCGGAGGGGACCGGUCUGGGUGACGGCACAGGCGCCAAGGACAUCUCCGACCAGCUCGAUAACCAGGACCAGUUGCUGGGGGCGCAGCAGCGCGGCGCGGAGCAGAAGCAGGAGGAGCAGGAAGACAAGCAAGGCGGCGGGCCGGAGGAGGAACAGCCCAAGGGCAUCGAGAUGGAUGACGACUUCGAGGGCUCGCUGCAUGACGUCCCCACGGACCAGCGCGACAUGAACCGCGACAGCGAGGACGAGGAGGGUGAUGAGGAGCGGAUCGACCAGCAAAUGGGGGACGUGGGCGACAAUGAGGAGGUGGUGGAUGAGCGGCUGUGGAAGGAUGAGGAUGAGCAAGACGGAAAGCCGGAUGAGCAAAAGAAGAAGAAGGAGGAGAAGUAUGAGAAGGACGCACCGAUUCAGGUUGAGGACAAGACCGACCUGGAGUACGCUGCAGGUCAGCAGGAGGAGGAGGAGGAGCAGAAGGACGGAUCCGCCAAGGAGCCGCCCAAGAAAGAGCAGCAGAAGAAGAAGGGCCCGGACGACGAGGACGCGGCGCAACCAGAGGCGUGCGGGGAGGAGGGUGAGGAGGAGGGCCCGGUCAACGAAGAUACGGAUGACAAGUACGAGGACCGGCACCACACUGCCCCGCAAGCGGCGGAGGAGGAGCUGGAGCUGCCUGAGGAAAUGAACCUGGACGGUGACGCGGAAGCGGACAAUGAGGACACUCAGCAGCCGCAGCAGCAGCAGCAGGAGGGUGAAGUCCCUGAGAAGGAGGAAGAGGGCGGGAAGCAGGGCAAGGAAGAAGAUGCGGAGAUGGUGACCGGGGAAGACGGCAAGGAGAACGACCAGGAGCAGCAGCAGGACCAACAGGACGGCAAACGCGAGGAGGACGAGGACGAGGCGGGUGGCAAGGACGGCGGCGAAGGCGAGGUUGACGGCCAGGGCGACGACGACGACAUGGAUGUGGAGGACCAGCCGGGAGGUGCAGGUGGCAUCGGAGAGGCCGGCGACCAGCAGCCCGAGCCCGAGCAACCACCGGAGGCUAUGGCAGUCGAUGACCAGCAACAGCAGCAGGGGGAUGAGGACCAGCAGCAGCAGGAUCCCCAGGCGGAGCAGCAGCAGCAGCAGCAGCAGGCGGGCCCGCGGGGUAUCGCAUCCGGAGCUCCCACCCAGCAACCGGAGAGUGCCGGUGCAGCGCACGGCGCGCCGGAGGAGCAGCAGCCCGUUCGGCCAGCGGAUGGCGACGCGGAGGGAUGCCAGCCGCAACCGGCCGCGGACUCAUUGCAGCAGCAACAGCAGCAGGACUUAUCCCGAGCGCCGGACACGGCUCCUGACGCCCGGCAGGCCGACGCCGGCUUGGCGUCCGUAGCGCAGCGCGGCGCGCCGGCGCCCAUUACGGGUGGCGACAGAGAGCGGGGGGCCCAGCAGCAGCAGCAGCAGCAGCAGCAGCAGCGGGGCCGGCGGCAGCAACAAGAGCCUAAUCCGCUCCGGAACCUAGGGGAUGCGUUGGAGCGCUGGCGGGCGAACCUGGCUGUGCAGCACGAGGCGAAGCAAGAGGACCGGGAGGCUGCUGGGGCCGCCCAGGACCAGGAUCAAGGACCAGAGGACGGCGCCGCCGGGCAAGAGGAGGCGCCGCCGCCGCCUGCAGGUGCAGAGUUUCAGUUCCUGGGCGCCGAGGAACGCUCCAGGGCGGGCGACACGCAGGCGCUGGCGCCCGCCACGGACGAGCAGGCUGCACAGCAGGCGGAGGAGCUUGACAACGAGGGCCUCAUGCAGCAGCGCCGGGACGAGCAGCAAGACGAUCAGCCUCUCCAUGCACCCUCCACCCGCUCCCUGGCUUGCUACGUGACUUUCCCUACAUCUAAUUUGUGUUGCAUUUCCAUUCCCCCCACCUUCCCACCCACUGGUUUCGCUUCGCCUGUCUUUGACUUGGGCCCACUCCUGGACAAGGGCGGUGAGGACGGCGCUGUUGCCAUGGAGGAGGAUGACCCGCAGGGCCCCGGUGGGGAGGAGGAUGGCGCCGAGACGCAACAGCAGCAGCAGCGCUCCGCGGUGGUGAACGGGCCGCUGCCUCGCACAUGGGCGGGGCGGCAGCGGCAGGGCAAGCUGGAAGCGGAGGACGCGGAGGACGGCGAGGGUGACGGCGAGCGGGAGGAGCGGCCCAGCGUGGAUGAGCUGCUGCGGCGGGACGGCGAGGGCGGUGACGCCGACGGUGACGCCGACGACGACCUGGAGCCGAGCCGGGUGGUGGCGCGCCUAGCCAACACGACACUGAGGGACGAUGGCGACGCCGCCGCUGCGGCGGCGGCAGAUCUCUCCGCGGCGGCGGCGCCGCGAGGCCUUACGGCAAAGCAAGCGGACCUUGCUUAUGGCAGCGAAAUCUGGUCACGGUGCGAGGCGCUGGUUACAGGGCUGGCUGGCGAUCUGACGGAGCAGCUGCGGCUCAUCCUGGAGCCCACUUUGGCGAGCAAGCUUGCUGGAGAUUAUCGAACAGGCAAGCGUAUCAACAUGAAGAAGGUGAUUGGCUACAUCGCCAGUCACUUCCGUCGUGACAAGAUCUGGCUACGUCGCAACCGGCCCGACAAGCGGCGCUACCAGGUACUGCUGGCGUGUGAUGACUCCCGGUCCAUGGCCGAGAAUGGAUGCGGUGGCUUUGCGCUGGAGGCCUUGGCGCUCAUUUGCAAGGCCAUGAGCAGGCUGGAGGUGGGCCAGGUGGGCGUGCUCAAGUUCGGUGGCGGCGAGGGUGUGGUUCCCCUGCACCUCCUGGAUGCGCCCUUCAACGACAGCGAUAAUACCAUUGCGGACCGGCCCAUGCUGCAGCUGAUGGCCUCCCUGGACCACAUGCUGGCGGCGGCAAGGCACAGCUGCGGCGCGGGGGGCAUUGGGGCAGGCACUCAAGACUUGGCGCAGCUGGUGCUGAUUCUGGCGGACGGUCGCUUCCACGAGAAAGAGUCGCUGCACGCGGCCGUGCGGGAGGCCGCCGCCAAGCGGGGCGUGUGCCUGGCUUUCAUCGUGUUGGACAACCCCACUAAUAGCCUGCUGGACAUGCAGAGCGUCAGCUUCACGGCCGGCAAGCCUGUCUUUACCAAGUACCUGGAUAGCUUUCCGUUUCCUUACUACAUCGUACUGCGGGACAUUGCAUCGCUGCCAGCAACACUGGCGGAUCUGCUGCGGCAGUGGUUUGAGCUCA
Molecule: messenger RNA, 19318 nt
Organism: Volvox carteri f. nagariensis
Lineage: Eukaryota; Viridiplantae; Chlorophyta; Chlorophyceae; Chlamydomonadales; Volvocaceae
Exons: 52
Biological process (GO): ribosomal large subunit assembly; rRNA processing
Cellular component (GO): preribosome, large subunit precursor
Molecular function (GO): ATP hydrolysis activity; ATP binding
Source: RefSeq, a predicted model, not a curated record